AGUCGGCUUCAGCUGCUGCCACCUAAGUCUAUUGUUUUGCUGGGGUUCGGGUGAAAGGUUUGUUCACUGGAAUCCACGCUGAGAAUCAUGGCAGACGAACAAGAAAUUAUGUGCAAACUGGAAAACAUAAAGGAAAUAAGGAACAAGACUAUUCAGAUGGAGCGGAUCAAGAGCAGGCUGAAGACAGAGUUUGAAGCACUGGAGUCGGAGGAGAAGCAACUGAAGGAGUACAAGCAGGAGAUGGACCUGCUGCUCCAGGAGAAGAUGGCUCACGUGGAGGAGCUGCGGUUAAUUCACGCUGACAUCAACGUGAUGGAGAACACAAUCAAGCAGUCGGAGAAUGACCUGAACAAGCUGCUGGAGACCACCCGGCGCCUACACGACGAGUACAAGCCCCUGAAGGAGCACGUGGACGCGCUGCGGAUGACCCUGGGCCUGCAGCGCCUGCCGCACCUCAGCGAGGAAGAGGAGAAGCUCUCGCUCGAAUACUUUGAGAAGCAGAAGGCUGAGUGGCAGACGGAACCACAAGAACCUUUGAUCCCAGAAUCCCUUGCAGCAGCAGCCGCCGCUGCCCAACAGCUCCAAGUCUCCCGGAAACAAGAUUCACGACAGCCAACAACCUUCCGCCAGCAGCCCCCACCAAUGAAGGCCUGUCUGUCCUGUCACCAGCAAAUCCAUCGAAAUGCUCCCAUUUGUCCCCUGUGCAAAGCCAAGAGCCGUUCCCGAAAUCCCAAGAAACCAAAAAGGAAGCAAGAGGAAUGAAUCGUAUGCUUUUUAGGAAGGCUUUAUGUCUCACAUUCAUAUUUUUUCAGCUAUGUAUUUACAUGUGAUGUAAGCGCCAAUUAAAAUUUAGGGGAUAAGGCUAUUUAGCAUUUUCAAGUUGAUCUUAUCCUGUAGUCUACAUAUUUCAGUGUUUUUUUAUUGCCCUCACUACAAUUGGCAGACAAUUUUAGCGAAACAAAUGAAUAAACCUUGUAAUAACUCUUCCAUGUAAAUUACUAAGACUGACUGUAUGCCAAAAUGUUUUUUUUCUUACAUUUUUAGUGUUUCUGAUCUGUGAGUGUCUUUUAAGUGGAGGUUAUUGGUAAGUGUAAAGACCCAAAGUUCCGUAGUGAUAGGUGUUUGUAACACAGGUACUGUAAAAUGUGAAAUUCCUUCUGCUUAUGAUAAGUUACCUCCCCUUAGAGGGUAGUUCUGCUGAUAUUUGCAGUGUAAAUCCUGACUAAAGAUUUCCUGACAGCUCAGCUCGGCUGUAUCUGUGGUUGUUUUUAAAUGACUAAGUAAAGUCAGAGCAAAAUUGGUUAGCUGCCUGUUUUCUGUUUUUUUUUUUCAUGCACAUGAUUUCCACUCAACUGUUAAAAGGGUCAUUUGUAUGUGAAGUCUUAUUGUCACUGUGUCUUGUCAAAACUGGAUUCCUCAUUUUCCUUUGUCUCAUUAAGUCAUUCAGGAUACCAUUGAUUUGCCUUCAUUUUUGUGUAAAAAGCCUUGUCAGGCUUGGAUCUCAGUUAUCGUGUUGUGUAGUUGAACUAAUUCAUGCAUUACUGGAUGUCUCUCUUCAUGCCUGUAGUAACAAUACUUCUAAGGUGUAGUAAUGGAAGGCCUGAAUUGUCUACUAUAAUGGCUGUGGGAGAAUUAUUUUUGAAAAUGCAUAUUUUUAGUAUGCUUUUGGAAAGAACGAGUCAUUUCAGUAGGGUAAGGCAAAUUACAAUAAAGUUACAUAUUUGUGUUAUGCAUUUCAGAUGGUCUUGUAUUGCUUAUGGAAGUAGCUGAUGUAGUUGGUGUAUUAAUGUAUGACUUAAAUGGAAUACUUGAUAAGGAGUUUCAAUAAUUUUUUUUUUUUUUUGGUCAGUACGUGCAGUAAUCUGUUCACCAUUAAUUGUUUAACAUAAAAAGAUCAUGUUGGUAUGUUAUGAAAAAUGUUAUUUAGUAAUUAAUUUUGUCAUUAUUUUUUAUGUACUGUAUAUAAAGGGUCCAUGAUUAAAACAUUUUCUGAACCACUUAA
Conger conger (European conger) is the source of this 2002-nucleotide messenger RNA. RefSeq names its product zinc finger C4H2 domain-containing protein-like. Lineage: Eukaryota; Metazoa; Chordata; Actinopteri; Anguilliformes; Congridae. The record is from RefSeq and is a predicted model, not a curated record. Bases 88 to 762 code for a protein of 224 amino acids. The transcript is spliced from 5 exons. Gene Ontology annotation, cellular component: nucleus. Gene Ontology annotation, biological process: positive regulation of neuron differentiation.